Messenger RNA from Notolabrus celidotus (New Zealand spotty), 1108 nucleotides. RefSeq names its product replication factor C subunit 5-like. The record is from RefSeq and is a predicted model, not a curated record. The transcript is spliced from 5 exons. Gene Ontology annotation, molecular function: DNA binding; DNA clamp loader activity. Bases 21 to 443 code for a protein of 140 amino acids. Gene Ontology annotation, biological process: DNA repair; DNA-templated DNA replication. Lineage: Eukaryota; Metazoa; Chordata; Actinopteri; Labriformes; Labridae. Gene Ontology annotation, cellular component: nucleus; DNA replication factor C complex.
UUGACGUAAGUCCAGAUGGAAUGAAGGCCAUUGUGACCUUAUCAUGCGGCGAUAUGAGAAGAUCGCUCAACAUACUGCAGAGCACCAGCAUGGCAUAUGGGAAGGUGACGGAGGACACGGUGUACACCUGCACAGGUCAUCCUCUCCGCUCUGAUAUAGCCAACAUCCUCGAAUGGUCCCUCAACAAAGACUUCACAACGGCAUACAAGCUAAUCCUUCAGCUGAAAACUUUAAAAGGUUUGGCCUUACAUGACAUCCUCACUGAGGUUCAUCUGCUCAUACACAGAGUGGAUUUCCCUCCUGCCAUCCGGAACAGUCUCCUCAUCAAGCUGGCUGAUGUUGAACACAGGCUCGCCUCAGGAACCGAUGAGAAGAUCCAGCUGAGCUCCAUGGUCGCAGCUUUCCAGGCGGUGAGAGACCUGGUGGUCAACGAGGCCUCAUAAGUUCAGAAAUGGCUCUACCCCCCCCCCCCUGCAAACUUCUGAUUCUUGAAUGCACAGAGCUGCUGACGUUAUAUGGCAACCGUCACUGCGGUUUCAACCUCAAUGAAAACACGUCCAGAUUGAAUUCCCCACCUUUGUCGAGCCUUUUGUACGUAAUCUUAACUCAUUCAUUGAAAGUCCUUUGUUGUGCGACAAAGCCAGAACAAGCUAAGAAAAGGUGGAUUUUCUUUUCAACCUAACAGGUGAUUUCAUUGUUUUGUUCGAUUUCAUGCUGGGUCAGUCAGUGAAAUAUCUGGAGCUUGUUGAUUUUGGAAGUAAACAGAAGCCUUUAAGCGUCCGCUGCAUGUUUGCCCACCACCGCUGCACAGAGUUGAUGCUAGCAGCUAAAUGAGUCACUCACAUCUGCAUACAAACCGAGUAACAUGGGAGGCAGUGGUUUGUAACUGUAGUACCAAAACUGAGCUGUUCUUCAGGGCACUUAAAAUAUGGACAUUUAGCAAACGGUGGAGGAUGAAUCUGUGGUUUUAUAUUCAUUCAACCACUCAGAGAAACAUUAAACAUUCCCCAAAAAUGUUAAAACAAUGUAUAGAUGUGUAAGAAGAAGAAGUCUUGGACAUGAAUAUGACUUUUGUAUCUGUUUAAUAAAACUAUUUCCUAUAAGUCCA